AUGGUAGAAAAUUCGUGCGUAUAUAUAACUCUCAGUCGAUUCAGUAUCGACAAGCAAUUAUAUAAUACUCCGCUGUCGAUGGAUCCAAAUUUGGCAGGUGAACCGGAGCCAGGUCUGAUCAGUGGUAUCAGACGAGAAGUUGGCAAAAUUGAAGGUGAAUUUCGCGACAUUGAACGAAAUCAUGAACAACGUGAAGCUGACAAAUACGAAAAUCGAGCUGAACGUUAUGCGGAAAAAGAAAGUGAAGAUUUCAAUCAAGGACGUUUUCCAUAA
Adineta ricciae is the source of this 273-nucleotide messenger RNA. The record is from the annotation of a GenBank genome assembly. NCBI's taxonomy places the organism in Eukaryota, Metazoa, Rotifera, Eurotatoria, Adinetida, Adinetidae.